Molecule: messenger RNA, 324 nt
Organism: Penicillium verrucosum
Lineage: Eukaryota; Fungi; Ascomycota; Eurotiomycetes; Eurotiales; Aspergillaceae
Exons: 1
Coding region: 1-324 (107 amino acids)
Source: RefSeq, a predicted model, not a curated record
AUGAGUCACCCCGCCCAAAUACAACAAGCAACUGGAAACAUCCACACCAUGGAGACUCUGGUCGAUUCCUACCGGUCGCUGGAUCCCUCCCGCGCCUCGCUGGAGGACUACAAUCGCUCCAUGCUACAAUACACCCAGCGCCAAAUGUCUUCCUUCGUUGACACAGACGACUCCCGUCGUGAUAGCCAGAGCAGCGGCAAGAGUGGUCGUAGCAUCGCUUCUAGCGGCAGCAAUAUAUCCCGACAGGCCACUGAAUCUUUCACACCCGUCAGCAAUACCCCUCAUCUUGCCGAGACCAAGGUCAGUGGCAGCGAUUUGGCUUGA